GUGGAGAAAAGCGGCCGCUAACGUAUCGGUUCAUUGUCUGACUGCGACUGGACGCGGACAGCAGGCAUGGAAGAACCGCGGGAUAUUCAAAACUUCCGAAGAAAUGAAAGAAUCAGAGCAACUGUAUCGUCCUGUUCUUCACUUAAUAUGGAAAUAAAAAGAAAGAAAAUCAGACAGAGCUCUUUGUUUUUACACAAUGAGGAAAGCAAGAUUCAAGAGAAAAUAGACUUUGAAAUACGAAUGCGUGAUGGAGCGUACAAGCUGUUGGGGGCCAGCACCAAGAGAGAGCAAAUCUUAAAUGUUUCAAAGAACCUCCUUACAUGUAAUACUCGCAUAAAGGCCUACUUGACUGAGCUACAGAACAAGAAAGAAGAACCAUACUUGGAAGCUAAGUCCACAAGAAGAUUAUCAGAUCAAGCUUGCAACAACCGUCUGUCUUGCAAAGGAAAAGUUGCAAUAUCAGGGCUAAGAAUACCGCUACUGUGGAAAGAUUCAGAUCACUUCAGUAACAAAGGAAGUUCUCGGAAAGUUGCUGUGUUUUGCCUAAUGAAAGUUGAAGCAGAGGUUUUUGACACAGAGAUGGUGAUUGUAGACAGAUCCAUGACAGAUAUUUGUUUUGAAGGCUUAACACUUUUUAAUGAGGCCAGGCCUAAUUUUGAGUUGUCUCUGGAGAUUUACAGCUGUAAUAUGGAAGAAGAAAGAUCCUUGAUGAACACGCCUAAAAAAUUAGCCAGAAAAUUUCGCACAUCUUUUGGCAAAUCAUCUGGGAGAAAAGUGUGCCAUCUGGUGGAAGGCGCUGAUCCCGAAACAUUCCUGCAGUACAACCCAAUACCCCCGGAUGCCAGUUACAGCCUGCUGGCAUACACGACGUUGCACUUAGAACAGGCUGAAGGCAGUUUUCAGUCGCACUCGCUGGUAGUCAUGCAGAACGAGGAAUCCUCCUCCUGGUUGCCUUUGUAUGGAAAUUUGUGCUGCCGCUUAGUCGCACAGCCGGACUGCAUGACCCAACCAAUGAUGAGCGGCUUCUUGAGUCAGCAGCAAAACAUCGAUGGAGCCCUCAGAUGCUGCGACUUCUUCUGCGUGCUUAAAGCUGGUAAUCUAUCUUGCUACUACACCCCAGAGGAAAUUGAGGCCAAAGUGGAACCUUCCCUUGUCAUUCCUGUCAACAAGGAGACCAGGAUACGCGUGGUGCAUAAGGAUCUCCAGAAAAGACCCAGCCACUUGGUAAUUAUCAACCCAGUUGUUGAAGAAGCUGAGAGGUACAUAUUUACAGCAGAGAACAAAGAGGACUUGGAAAAAUGGAUGGAGGCUUUUCGCCAGCACUUCUGUGACCAAGACCAGUGGCAGCACUGUUGUAACGAACUCUUGGAAAUUGAUGUCGCAUCUCCGAGGAAGCCUCCACUCUUCCUGACAAAACCUGCUGAAUCAGUCUACAAUGACCUCAGUAUCAGUUCCCCCAGUAAGUUUGAGAGCUUGACUGAUAUUAUCCACAAUAAAAUCGAGGAAACAGGAGGCCGCUUCCUCAUUGAUCAGGAGAAGGAGGCCGAGCCACCUCACUGGGCUGCCCUAUUUGAGGGUUCCUGCCCCAUGGUGGUGCAGAAGACUGUGCUGUCUCCAAGUAAAGAGAGCCAACCCAGUCCCAAAAUCAAGAAGCGCCGCGCCCCACCCCCGCCGCCUGGCAAGGAGCCAUUUGCGCUGGGCCGCUGCAGCAGCCAUCAGUUAGAGAAGGAGAACUCCAGAAAGAAGCCCUGGACAGGAACUGGCAGGCCGUCCCUGGAUAACAAAUUCUCUGCCAUCAUCCAGCAGCUGCAGAGGAACCAAGAACCAGCUCGCAAAACGGCCCCCCUUGGGCUUAUAGGUAUAGUGGAGCAGGAUUGUGGGAACCAGAUACCUGACCACCUCUCGAGACCUGUGCCGGCUCCACGCCAGAGACUCAGAUCCUUCAGGGAGAAGAUGAACCCCAAAGAUUGGUGACAAGAACCCUGGCCAUACCUUGGUGAUAGAUCCAGGUAGUUUCAUAUCUGUCCUGCUUUAGCCCUUCUAUUUUAAUGUGUUUUUUGUUGAUCAUGUAAAUGGUGUACAUGAUGAAAGAUCUUCAGAAUUACUCUGUUAGACCAUACGAUACUACACCGCAGUAUAUUACUAGGGAAUUUAUUUCCUUUAUUGAUAGUUUUGUUGUUUUAUGGUAAAUGUUUACUGUUUGUAGCAUAAACUGAAAUCAUACACAGAUUAAGUAGCAUAUCAUUGCUUUAAGUGUAGACUGUUAACCAAAAGUUUAGUAUUAAAGGGUUUUGUCACAGAACUGAAACUGCUAAUCUCUUUCCAGUUAUGUAACAUUUCCUUUGAAAUUCAGAAGCUCUUUUACACAAAGUAUAUCUUUCCUAAGAAUUAUUUUUCUCUGGCACUGUGAGUCCGUGGUUUUUCUGUGGUGAUGCUGAAUACUUUACAUAUGUACUCAUUACAAAUGAGCUUGUUUACUGGAAAUUAUUGCUUGUUGAAGUCUAGUCAUGGUUUAUUAUAGGCACAGAAAGAACAGAAUGUGACAUAGUGGAUGUUAAAAAGCAUUCUGUACAAUUAACCGUUUCUUCAUGUGAACAGAUAGCAAUAUACCCCUUUUAAAAGCCAGUCAUUUUUAAAUGAACAGCUCCAAUAUGAACAUUCCUUCAGUGUGUAUUGCAAAUUUUUAUUUGGAGUAAAAGUGCUUUUGAAUGCAUUUUAAUGUUUCUUGGCCAUAAAUAUCAAUAAAAAUCAUUGGAGCCCUAUUUCAGGGGCAUGAGCAGCCCUCAUUUAAA
Messenger RNA from Brienomyrus brachyistius, 2792 nucleotides. It is a transcript of the gene rtkn2, whose product is annotated as rhotekin 2. NCBI's taxonomy places the organism in Eukaryota, Metazoa, Chordata, Actinopteri, Osteoglossiformes, Mormyridae. Gene Ontology annotation, biological process: hemopoiesis; positive regulation of cell population proliferation. The record is from RefSeq and is a predicted model, not a curated record. The coding region runs from base 67 to 1974 and encodes 635 amino acids. The transcript has 12 exons.